Messenger RNA from Girardinichthys multiradiatus, 2207 nucleotides. Its product is annotated as apolipoprotein D-like. Lineage: Eukaryota; Metazoa; Chordata; Actinopteri; Cyprinodontiformes; Goodeidae. Gene Ontology annotation, molecular function: lipid binding. The record is from RefSeq and is a predicted model, not a curated record. Bases 1482 to 1907 code for a protein of 141 amino acids. The transcript is spliced from 6 exons. Gene Ontology annotation, biological process: tissue regeneration; brain development; lipid transport.
UUUGGCCUCUGGACAUUAUGCUGCCCUCGGAACCCUUUUAUCUGGUCCGUCACACAAUUUAAGAAAAAGAAAUCAAAUAAUUAAAGCUUGGGGGGGAAUAAAAGGUAUUUCUGCUAUACAAAUGUCAAUAUAAUUAUAUAAUGUAACCCUAAUGAUAUAGACAGAGAGUUGUCCAUCAUCACAACUGUGGAGGAAAGAAAAGUGGAUGUUAAAGGGCACAUUUUGUUUUGAAAGAAAUGGACAAGCAAAUAUGUUUUGUCGGUGAAAAGCAAACCUGGGUGUUUCGUUUCACUAGGUGGUGCUGAGAGUCAAGGAAAAAGUCCAUUAUGGAGCUGUGUUAUAGGAGUAGGCCCGUAAACUGUAGGAGCUGAGUGGACAGAUGAGUGCCCACAAAGCUGCCGCGCUUCGCUUUUAAAUUCACAACACUUAACAAAUUCAACAUCAUAAUUGUUCGAACUCAUUAGUGGUUUUACUGUUUUUCGCAGCUGGAAAUACAUAAAAAAAUGAUCACUUUAGAUCUUUUCUUAUGUUUAGCCUCUAGACUAUGUAAGAUUAGGGUUUUUAAUGGGCCUGUGGCUCUUAAAACUGGGUCUGGUUUAGGUGUCAAACAAAGCAUUGCCCCAGAUGAUUUUCUGAAAUUUUUACAAGCAAAGUAAAAGUUAAACAAAUCACAAACUAUAAUGUAAAGGAUCUGUAUUAAAUGUAGGAUAUUCAAGUCCAUAUUUAUUUAGGUCUUACUGUUUUUUGAAUCCGCUGAUCUGAAUUGGUCCAGAUGGCCUAAAAAAUAAAAACAAUUAAUGAAAUGACCCUUUGCUACACUGACGACCUUAGCACUGUGUUGUUUCCAUGAUUUGUUUAACAUACAAAUAGGAAAAUAUUUUCAAUUUCCACCUGGAAUUACAUAACUGAAAUAAAUCAAGAAUAACUCCAGAGGUAUGAAGUCUAAAUGAAAACUGUUGGUACCUGUAUAAAGGUGAGAAAUAAAAGAAUAAUUUUCCAGUGAAACCACUAUUGCAACUCUUACUAUGACUGAUUUACUUGUGAUUAAACAAGGACAAAAUCCUAUUUUUUUAACCUCUUUUUUGCAAAAAGAGAAGGGUUUUACAUUGCGUUUUGUUCAGUCACCUCUGAACAAAAUUUCAUAAAUAAUGAAAUUUCCACACAGAUAAGCGACACUUUUUGUUGACACGGUUGAGCCUGAAUGACUGAAACUAUUUGCCUUUAAGGACGGUGAUGGCAUUUAUGCCUCGUGCUUUCAAGAGUGACGCAACGUGAGCCAGAAGCCCAUCCAGUUCUGGACAUUUUAGCAGAAGUCUGGAACAAACCUUCACCUGACAACACCUCAGAGCUCAGCUCCAGAAGCAACAACGUCCCCUUCCUUCUUCAUCCUCCUGCUGCUGCCUCUGAUCUCAGCUCAGAGUUUUCACUAUGGUAGCUGUCCUACUCCAGCUGUGCAGCCUGACUUUGACCUCCAGGAGUACAUGGGAACCUGGUAUGAGAUAGAGAAGAUCCCUUCUUACUUUGAUAAUGGAAAGUGCCUUGAGCUAAGCUACCAAGGAGGCAAAGGCGAGAAGAUUGUGGUAGAAGGGACGGCUAAGAUUUUGGACCCUCGUGAACCAGGAAAACUUGGAGUCAGCUUUUUCUGUGUUACCCCCUACAGUCCAUACUGGGUUCUGACUACUGACUACACCAAUGUAACCAUUGUGUAUUCCUGCACUGACUUCUUGAGUCUUUUCCACCUCAACUUCGUCACUAUUCUGUCACACUCGCCCUUCCUGCCUAAUGAGAUGGUGCAUCAUGCCAAAGAGCUGCUGAUGAGUGAAGGAAUUGAUGUUUCUGAGAUGGAGCCAACUAAGCAGGACUGCCACGAGGACCAUGAGGACCAUCACGGCAGUGAGGAAGAAUGAAAGCUAGGGCAUGAUAUGUAGGCUUUUGUUCUUUUAUGCAAUUGCCUGCUGAGUUAAACCUUUAUACAUUACAAAUUCCCCAGAAUUACUGUGUUUUUAAUCUUUGUUUCUUCUUUGAACUAAUCCGGAUUUAGAUCUUUUGACUGCGAUUUAGGUUUACAUUGUCUUCACCCUCUUCCCAGGUUUACUUCGUGUGGUCUGGAACUUUAUGGAAAUGUAAAAAUCCUGUGAAACAAUUAACCUUUGAUUCUGUAGGAGCUAUAUACAUGCAAUUCCAAAAACUGUAUGAUCUAACAAUGC